AUGGAACCAAUAAGCAACGUUCUUACUGAUAAAAUUCCUCCACGACGUUCUGAGCUCUUCCUUAUCAAAAAGAUGAGAACGUUGUUUUUAUUAAUUGCCUACGUAUGCGUCGCAGCCUUUUUUGCCUGGAAACUAUAUAAACUGUGCCAACAUGAGACUAAACUAAUAUAUCAGAUGGACUAUGGUGACAUUUCUGCUCCGAGCUUCAAUGCAUUUGACUUGUCGUUUGUUAACCCUUUUAAUGACGAGGCUGCCUUAAUCGCAAUUGUCUUGGAAAUUACUAUAGUGGAUGCAAAGUAUAGUGGUAGCGAUGCGUAUCUGGCAGCGUGGUUUGGUGACAAAGAAACAAUUUCUGAUUUGCAAAAUGCGGCGUCACAAACUCCAAUAGGAUUGGAUUAUUAUUAUUACCUGGCUACGGCAGUUGUUGAUAACAAUUACUACCUCGCUAAAAACCAGUCGUACUUGUUUCUUUUUGAACGCAAAAUAUCCAAACCCCUCACUCAAAAUGCUUUAAACGUACUUUCUGGAAAAAGCGAUCAUAACACUAUAGCAACGAUAAGCAGCUUAUUUGUGUCAUAUCCCUACUACCUAAACGACGCAGGUUACGCAUCUGUAACAAUGAAACCCAAGUCUUAUAUGGUCGAAACAGAAACCGAAACCCCCAAUUUGUCAAUAAUCGAUUUGUUUAGUGCUGUGGGAGGUAUAUACGCAGCUACAAUAGCAACCUACAGAUGCUUAUACGGCGCCGAUAAAAUAGAUCCAUGGGGUUGGGUCCAAAAUUUUCCGUGUAUCCGCUACAGAGUUCGAUCUGCCCUCCGCGAUAGUCUAAGUCCUAAUAUACCAUUCACAAACACUGUAUUAACAAAAGAUUGUUCGAUCGACGAGAAAGUCAUAGCAAUAGAACAAAGACAGCUUGCACUGGAAUUAUUUUUAAGGGAAUAUGUUGUAAACGUAGACAACGGUGUAUAUGGCAAAAUUGCCGCGAUGAGCGUUGUUGACACUUCUGCGGAGAAGGAUGAUAUUGAGAUAACUUGA
Messenger RNA from Paraglomus brasilianum, 1035 nucleotides. NCBI's taxonomy places the organism in Eukaryota, Fungi, Glomeromycota, Glomeromycetes, Paraglomerales, Paraglomeraceae. The record is from the annotation of a GenBank genome assembly.